AUGUCCAUUACUUUAUUCUGUCUUGUCAAAGGAAACACACCCGUGAACGCUUUCUCUGUUAAAAUAAAUAGGGAUGAGCCUAUUAAUCUCAAGCUGUGGAAGGUGGAAAUUCCUGACGAUCGCGAUUCCGAGUUGGCCAACCCCGCAUUAGAAGUCGAACUUCUGGCAACGAAAAAGAUUUCGAAAUACUUCCCUGAUUUACCAGCCGAAGAAUGUAUCCAUGUCAUAGUCGAACCACCCGUAUCAACCACCGCUUCGAGUCGUGAACAGGAAUUGCUUGACCGAAUCGCGUCGUUGGAGGCAUCGAUUAACAAGUCUGUCCAUGACGCGGAAAGUAAGAAAGUCUUGCAUAGUGAGGACGUUCUCGCAUCUAGAUCUUUACCGGAAACUGAGGUAAGCGUACCCGAUGAAAUCUUAGAUUCUAACUUGGAAUCACCUGAUGAUGAGAAAUCCUAUGAUGAAGACGUGAACCAGCUUCCAGUUGACAAUACCUCUGAUGCUGACAAGGAUUUCUACAUUAGCGAAGAAUAUAAUUUCGGCGGAGCACUUUCUGACGAUAACGAUGAAGAUGUCUCACUCCGUGAGAAUGCUAACGCAACUAGGGAUAAUGAAAAUGAUGACGAAUUCUCUGAUAACAACGAAGAGGAAGGGUUCUAUGGAUUUUCUGACGAUGAUGAUGAAGGUUAUUAUUAUGAUUUAAAUACCGGCGAAACUUGUACAAAAUCGAACCUUUCAAUCUAUGCCUAUUAG
This is a messenger RNA of Paraglomus brasilianum, 750 nucleotides long. NCBI's taxonomy places the organism in Eukaryota, Fungi, Glomeromycota, Glomeromycetes, Paraglomerales, Paraglomeraceae. The record is from the annotation of a GenBank genome assembly.